UGCGCAUUCAACAGGGAAAUCCAUUAGAAACCUAAGUGCACAAAGAUUGGCAUCAGUUUAUGGAUGGUCUCAUAGUUCCAGAGUUUUGGUCUGCGACCCACUCUGAAGUUGAUCAACACCGGUUGACACCUGAUGUCCUGAACACUUGAAAUCAUGCAGAACGGGACAAGUGGCCCAGCAGGUCGACAACAAACUGAUCCCUAGGUGUAUUUCUACUUGAAGCCAGACAGCCUGAUCCCUAGGUGUAUUUCUACUUGAAGCCAGACGCUCUUUGAAAAGAUGGGUCCUAAAAAAUCUCAAGAAGAUUCGGCACAAAAGUUUACCAAGAUUUUGACCCGAGCAAUCAUCAGGAUCUCCCAGUCCAUCAACAAAUACUACCAGAUUUUUCAUUUCGUCUCACUAGUGGGGGUCAUCGUAGCCUUCAGCGUCAUUGGAGGCUUUGUAUUCGAACAGAUUGAGUCACCACCAGAAAACAGAGUCAUUGAUAAUAUCAUGAGACAACGUAGCUCGACACUGGACCAGCUGGAGAAUAAGAUUGUCAGGAGAGAGACGGUCUCCGAUGUGACGCUGUUUCUACAGCUCUACGAGGGACAUUACAUCGGCGCCAUACGAAACGGCACGGUCAUCGAGAACGGCAAGGCCAGUCGCUUGUGGACCUUCCGGGGAUCUGUGUAUUACUGCGUCACCACAUUCACCUUGCUUGGCUAUGGUAACCUGGCCCCUAAGAGUAACCUGGGACGUGUCAUCGCCAUCAUCUACAGCGGCUUCUGUGUCCCUAUCUGCUCGCUCAUCAUCUCCCAUUUUGGUGACAUCAUUCUACGCCUCGUCGAUACCACCUGGAAGAAAAUGUCCAGCCACAAACAGGGUACAGAUGCACAAAAGACCAAUGAGAACAUUAGCUGCCUCCCAUGGCUUAGUGACAAUGGUUACUCGAAGCAAGUCAUCAUAUUCUCUGAUAAACCCCACCCAAUUGUAUAUGGUGAUACACCCCACACAUUAGUACAUGGUGAUACACCCCACACAUUAGUACAUGGUGAUACACCCCACACAUUAGUACAUGGUGAUACACCCCACACAUUGGUACCCCACACAUUGGUACAUGGUGAUACACCCCACACAUUGGUACAUGGUGAUACUACCCACUCAUUGGUACAUGGUGAUACUACCCACUCAUUGGUACAUGGUGAUACACCCCACACACUGGUACACGGUGAUACACCCCACACAUUGGUACAUGGUGAUACACCCCACACACUGGUACAUGAUGAUACACUCCACACAUUGGUACAUGGUGAUACACCCCACACACUGGUACAUGGUGAUACACCCCACACAUUGGUACAUGGUGAUACACCCCACACAUUGGUACAUGGUGAUACACCCCACACAUUGGUACAUGGUGAUACACCCCACACACUGGUACAUGGUGAUACACCCCACACAUUGGUACAUGGUGAUACACCCCACACAUUGGUACAUGGUGAUACACCCCACACAUUGGUACAUGGUGAUACACCCCACACAUUGGUACAUGGUGAUACUACCCACUCAUUGGUACAUGGUGAUACACCCCACACACUGGUACACGGUGAUACACCCCACACAUUGGUACAUGGUGAUACACCCCACACACUGGUACAUGAUGAUACACUCCACACAUUGGUACAUGGUGAUACACCCCACACACUGGUACAUGGUGAUACACCCCACACAUUGGUACAUGGUGAUACACCCCACACAAAACCCACCAGCAUCACGACAACUGGCACCAGUCAUCCCAUGUUGCCGACCUCGGAAACUUUCGAUUGGAAUCUUCCUUUGCCUGAUGAUGUCAGAACAUUACGAGUUAAAUCUCAAUCUACUAACCUUUUGAUAUGGACUAACCAGUCGGAGAUUGUAACUUAUCUCAAACAACGUUUACAUUCAACCAUAGAGUUGGAAGAAACUGAUUUGCUACGGGCGCUGAUGAAGGCUAGUUGCAUGACUUAUUUGACACGAGUUCUGAUGAAGGAAGAUAGAGUUGAACAUAGAUGCUCUCCGAUAGCUAACAUUGGUUGUGAGAACGUUGUUAGUACUGCUGGGAGUAAGAGCAAGGUGGUUGAUUUGAUUUCAAAACAAAUAUUGAUGAUUCAUUUUAACAAACUUAAGAAAAUAGAAUUUAUGGGCGACUCUAAAAGAAGAGCAAUUGACAAUACUAAUGGUUCUAAGGAGGAAGAAAAUGAAAGUAGGACGUGUCCUAAGAAAGAAGAAAAUGAAAGUAGGACGUGUCCUAAGAAAGAAGAAAAUGAAAGUAGGACGUGUCCUAAGAAAGAAGAAAAUGAAAGUAGGACGUGUCCUAAGAAAGAAGAAAAUGAAAGUAGGACGUGUCCUAAGAAAGAAGAAAAUGAAAGUUUGACUUAUCCUAAGAAAGAAGAAAAUGAAAGUAGGACGUGUCCUAAGAAAGAAGAAAAUGAAAGUAGGACGUGUCCUAAGAAAGAAGAAAAUGAAAGUAGGACGUGUCCUAAGAAAGAAGAAAAUGAAAGUUUGACUUAUCCUAAGAAAGAAGAAAAUGAAAGUAGGACGUGUCCUAAGAAAGAAGAAAAUGAAAGUAGGACGUGUCCUAAGAAAGAAGAAAAUGAAAGUUUGACUUAUCCUAAGAAAGAAGAAAAUGAAAGUAGGACGUGUCCUAAGGAAGAAAAGAAUGAAAAUAUCAAACAACGUUGCAAAAACAACUUCGGAAAUUCUGGAACGUGGACUAGAGUACCAAUCGUAAAACGACCAACCUACAAUAAGAAGUUAAUGAAGUACUGUCUAUGCUCUCCGUUCAAAUGGUUUUUUGUCGGCAUGUGUGUACUGGAUAAGCUGAAAGCUAUGCGGCUCCAGCAUGUGAGGUCUAAGGAAAAGAACAGGAACAACAACCAGGAGUAUUUGUUUACAUCUGUGGGAUCAGACAGCGAGAGCGUCGACUCCAGGAAAGCUGAGGCUGAGAAAGACGCACCCGACGCCGUAGACGAGUCGUCUCCAGUUCCUAUCCUAAUGACCCUAAGCAGUUCAUUUGUCUUUGUCGGUCUGGGAUCUGUCUUUGUAUCGCACGUGUCACUUCACCUUAGCUUCUUUGAUUCCUUCUGGUUCAUCUUUAUCUCCAUGCUGACCAUCGGCUAUGGGGAUGUCGUGCCAUCCGAUCAGGAGCUUUUUAUUUUCAUACUCGGCUACAUUUUUAUUGGCUUGAGCAUCUUGAGCAACGUCAUCAACGAGAGUUCCCAGUUCUUUAGCUCCAGCGUCUCCAAGACCAAAAGCAUAGGACAAGACGCGUUCAUCAUCGUCUCGGCGAAGAAAGAGAUCGUCACGCGACUGGAGACCGGCGACCGUGCGCGCCGGCGUUGGCGUCUGGUGCGGGACCGCAUCAAGAAACGCCGCAUCCCGAGAAAGCUGAUCGAGGAGUCGCGGAAGUACAAGACGACGCUCUUGGCCGAGGAGAGAGAAAACGUCCGGCUGGCCUACAAGAUCUACUUCUCCGACACAAAAAGGAUUCCGAUCAUUCUGGAACAAGCCAAAUCUUCCUACGGGAUUUUCCCCACCAAAGCCCGCCCCCAGCGAGAACACGGGGAGCUGAUGAAAUUUACUCCCCCUACCAAACUGUCACUAUGGCGACGGAUUGUCCGAGCAGUGACCGGGUUUGUCCGGCGAACUGUGCAGUUUGUGGCUAAUUUAGUCAAACGGAAAAAAGUCGUCGAGCCAGAAAAAAAGCCUUUCCAUUUUGCCUGAAUACAUUCAUCUAUUGUUAGGACUCAACAUAACAUUGCAAUACAAAUAAAACACGUCAACACAUUUUGUUGGAGUUGUAUUUUUUAAAAAGUUGUAUGUUUUGUUUUCCUCUAGGGUAUUUGAUUUUAGUAGUUGGUUAAUU
Physella acuta is the source of this 3886-nucleotide messenger RNA. RefSeq lists its product as uncharacterized. Gene Ontology annotation, biological process: potassium ion transmembrane transport; stabilization of membrane potential. NCBI's taxonomy places the organism in Eukaryota, Metazoa, Mollusca, Gastropoda, Physidae. Gene Ontology annotation, cellular component: plasma membrane. The record is from RefSeq and is a predicted model, not a curated record. Gene Ontology annotation, molecular function: potassium ion leak channel activity; outward rectifier potassium channel activity.